UACAAGGGCUUGGACAUCAUCACGAACAAGGUUUCUCCCCAGGAGCAGCGUCUGUGCAGACACCACAUGAUCAGCUUUGUGGAUCCCCUUGUCUCUAACUACACGGUGGUGGACUUCAGAGACAAAGCCGUGGCUCUGAUAGAAGAUAUCUUUGCCCGUGACAAGAUCCCGAUUGUUGUGGGAGGAACCAACUACUACAUCGAGUCCCUGCUCUGGAAGGUCCUUAUCAACACCAAGGAGAAGGCCAGCACGGCCCCUGGGCCGGUCACCGACAGGAAAGUGGAGCUGGAGCAGAUGGACGGUGUCGAGCUCCAUCGCCGCCUGAGCCAGGUGGACCCAGAGAUGGCGGCCAAGCUGCACCCCCACGACAAGCGCAAAGUGGCCAGGAGCCUCCAAGUGUUUGAAGAGACGGGGAUCCCCCAUAGUGAAAUCUUGCACCAGCAGCAGGAGGAGGAAGGUGGGGGACCCUUAGGGGGACCCCUGAAAUACCCAUAUUCCUGCAUCCUGUGGCUCCAUGCAGACCAGGCAGCUCUGGACCAGCGGCUGGAGAAGCGGGUGGAUGACAUGCUGGCUGCGGGACUGCUGGAGGAGCUGCGGGACUUCCACCGACGCUACAACCAAGAGAAGGUGGCCCAGAACCGGCAGGAUUACCAGCACGGCAUCUUCCAGUCCAUCGGCUUCAAGGAGUUCCACGAGUAUCUCAUCAGCGAGGGGAAUUGCUCGCCCGAGACCAGUGCUCUGCUGCUGCAAAAAGGGAUCCAGGCCCUGAAACAGGUGACCAAGAGAUACGCCCGGAGGCAGAACAAGUGGGUCCGAAACCGCUUCCUGAGACGUCCCGGGCCCAACGUGCCCCCGGUGUAUGGCUUGGAGGUGUCUGAUCUCUUGCGGUGGGAGGAGGAUGUGCUGAAACCCGCUCUGGAGAUUGUGGAGAGCUUCAUCCAGGGACGCGAGCCCCCAGCAGAGCCUGUGAAGAUGGAGUAUGAUGUAAAUGAGAACAAACGGAGUCAUCGCGUGUGUGAGCUCUGCGACAGAGUCAUCAUCGGGGACAGGGAGUGGGCAGCUCACACACGAUCCAAAUCCCACCUGCACCACCUGAAGAAGAGGAGGAAGCUGGAGGCCGCCAGCCGUGCUGCAGAGACUGAGGGGGACAGUGGGGGCACAGAGACCUCGGGCGAGGACAGCAGCUUGCCUUCGCCGUAGGCCUGCAAACCAGCUGGCGACGGGGAGCAGCCACGCUUCCGCCCGUACGGCGAGGCAGCGACUUAGUCCUGGGUGGCCUUGAACCGAACGAGCUGAGUCAUUUUUUUCGGGAUGAGGCAGGUGUGUAAGUGACGGCCAAAGGCUGCAUCAGAUCCUCUUCAUGUGGCCUCACCGCGCCCGUGU
This is a messenger RNA of Nipponia nippon (crested ibis), 1383 nucleotides long. The record is from RefSeq and is a predicted model, not a curated record. Lineage: Eukaryota; Metazoa; Chordata; Aves; Pelecaniformes; Threskiornithidae.